UGUGUGAACAAGUAUCGUUACAUCCUUGAAUAUCACAGACUCCAAAUUGGUCGCGUACAAUAUAACCAGUCUGCAGGUGCAUCAUAUUAUAAUGUACUUAUUUUAUGGUGUCCUAUAAGAAACCAAAUCCGUUUUUUAUUUUAAGUAAAAGAUUUUUCAUUUUGAGGACCAGGUAACCCACAUAGUUAGAGAAACCGGUCGUAAAUUAUUAUCUUCGAGUUCACGAUAAUUAAUGAAGCGGGUACUCAUUAACGGAGAGUAGUAAAAUUUCUUUCACGAAGUAACUGUUAGUACAAAGUAUAAUUUUGUUUUUCGCUCGUCGAACCAGUUCUACAUCGAAGUUCACAGAUCUACUGUACUUCCAGAGAAAAAUUAUGUGAAAGUCUGUUUCUUCUUUCAUCGCGGGAAUAUCGCGAUUUUUGCUCGUUUACAGUUUGCACAGAUAUAGCGCGGUUGUAAAGUCUAAAUAUGAAAUUUACAAAUCAUCCACGUUUUAAUUUACGACUGCCCUGUAUCUUCAGACUCAACUUCACCAGGCAAAGAUUAUUAAGCGUACAAUGGCUCCCAGUGGAUCAGUGGAGCAACAAAGAUAUAAAUUCAAGUACUCGUAAAAUAUCUGGUGUUAGUAGCACGGGGGUAGAAAACCAUGUUCCUUUGAAUGAUUUCCAUGAAAAGAUUUAUGGACGUCGAAAAUAGGUAAAUAAACUAUGUUACGAGAUGAUGAGGGAUCUUUAAGAAGGACUGUUUACUUCCUCGUUGGAGAGAAGUAAACCAGGUGCAAAGUCAUAGAAUUUCUACCUGUAAUUCAUUUACAUGGGUCAUCAGCGUUUUUCACCAUGAAUGAUAAAUUUGUUUCCAAGUUUCACGAGAAAUAAAUCAGGUCACCAAUGUGUACAUAAUAUGAAGUGCACGCGCUUGGGGUAUGAAUAUUAUUCAUUGGUUAAAUUACAGAGCAAUUUAACCAAUUCUUGUGAAUCAGAAGGGGUUACCCUGGUGUCACUACAUAACACCAAACAAACAAAAAAUACUGAUCGAAUUGAGUAACCUUCUUCGAAGUCGGUUAAAAAUCAUAAUUUCUUUGAAUUUUGAUGUAAAAUUCUGUUUAUUCCAACAUUUUAAGACGACGGAAAUAUCUCGAUACCCUUGAACUUGUUACAUAGAACCCGAGCCAUGCUAACACGCUAAGCAUGAAAUCAAAGGCUUCAGGGUAGAAACACGAAAGUGGGUCAAAAUGUAACAUUACAAUAUUCGAUUGUACGAAAGUAGCUAUUGUUCUAAAUUCUUCGUAUCGCACUUUAUUUGUCCGUUAUUUUACGGUAUCUGCGAUUCGCGAAAAAUAAUUAAACUUUCUUUUUCUAGUUUACACAUGUACACAUUUAUAUCGAGGUUCGUUAUUCACUAUCCAAUAUGUUAGCGGUCACUAAACCAAUGCUUCUUACGAAUAGACGAGUUUAUCGAUGAAUCAGAAUGUAACCUUGAUCUUGAGGACCACAGACCAAGCUGAUGUUUUGUGAAUUAAUUGAUAAUUCUUUUUUCUUUUUGUAAUUACAAAAUACUCGUCUUAUAGCUGUGAUACGACGUAAAUGAAAUUUACGAAGUCACGCAUGAAGCGAAUUUCACUUGCAACAGUUUCUCGACGAAGAAGGUGAAAUCACCAUUAUAAGUGAUUAAAGUUUCCUUUAACUGGUACAUUGUAAAAAGUUGUCUUUUAACCCUUUGAGGACAGAGCAUUCGUAAGCUUGCAGAUAGUAUUAUUAAUUUAAAAUAAAAGGAGUAAUAAUUACAUCCUUGAAAGAAUAUAUUAUAAAUUUUUACUAUCUACACUUACAGCUUUAAUUACUUCAUUAAUUAUUAUUCAUAAGAAUAUUCGAUAAAGACUAUUACCCGAGUAAUUGUAUUUCUUUAAAAACAUUAAUAAUAAGGAUUCUAAAGCUGUUUAAUAUUUCUUAUAGUUAUAUUUUGUAUCAAAAAUAUAACGCAAUACGUACAAAAUUACAAAUCACUGUGACGAUUAAGUUUAAACACACAUAUGCGUCGAUCGUCCUCAAAGGGUUAAUUCGUUGUGACUUGAGGGCGUAGAUCUACCCUCUGUGAAAUUAACCGUUCCAAGUAAAAUGAUCACUUAUGGUAAAUUGUCAUAGAGAAACUCUUAAUGAUACACAGAAGCAAAAUUGCAACCAUAAGAGCGGUAAUUAAUAUUUAAUUAGAAAGCUUGCUAGAGGAAUCAAUUUCUUCUUACUCCAUUCAAUUAAUAAUUACUGUUAUACAAGUUUCUCGUCACCUUUUCCUUCAACCAUAAAAAAAUUUAUUGUUUUUCAAGCGUUUUACAAGCAUUCAAAAUCACGGUUGAAGUAUAAUCGAUGAUGCAAGCUUGCAGUUUUUCUUUUUACGUCGCGUUACGAUAACGUGGUUCGCGAGGCAGGAAAUCAAAAUUAAACGAUAACAUUGUUAUCGUAGAACGUAGAAAAUUGUAUUGUGAAUAAUGAAUGAUGCGUACUGGUCAGUGUAAACGGUGCUCGGGAAAAGCAAACUUCGCUUUGCUUGGCAGGAUGAAAGCAAGCGAGGUAUGAAUUAUUAAUAAGAAAGAAGGCUAAGAAGAAAUUCAAACGUCCAAUUUCAAUCGAUGAACUGUUCCAUAGGUCUGUGUUACGAUUAACUCGACCGUCGUUGUGGAACGAUUAAAGAAUAAGUUGCAAGAAUGAUUUCACGACUAUGUUGCGAAAAUUGGACUUCAUUAUUGACACGGAAGUAAAAGCGAAAGCAACGAGAUUGCUAGGAAACGCGAUCACUCGAUAAAGUACAGGAAGUCUUUUCCAUGGAGAUACACUGACUGAAUAGCUAGGCUAUUGCUUGGUAUCGAUUAGUAUGGCAUUAAUAAUACCGCGAAAGGCAUCUCUAUUCAAUCAGCAGAGGUUAUUAAUUUACAUUUAUGUAAAAUGUAUGAAAUAUUUGAUUUUCAUCGGGAAAGAAGUAACAAACGAAUGACUUUAUUAAUUAUUAUUCAUAAGAAUAAUAUUCGAUACUUCUUCUUUCCACCUUAACACUUUGAAUCAACAAAGACUAUUACCCGAGUAAUGGUAUUUCUUUAAAAGCAUUAAUAAUAAGGAUUCUAAAGCUGUUUAAUGGUUCGGAUAUCUAUAAAUAUGUAAAACAAGACGUACGACGGUGAACGAAGUAGCACGCGAAAUGUCUCGUUAAUCAUUUAUAAUUUUCUUCUUUUUUCCUUUGGGGUCGUCGAAACGAAUACGUAGUUGGAUUUAAAAAAGUGACCUUAUCUUGUGUACUUACAUAUCAAUGACCCCGAGUAUUUAUUUACAUUUACUCGCGACAAAAUAAUAUAUCAUUAAAAGUGUUAAAAUGUUAUCUUGUCUAUUCGAGAGUACAUCAUAUUUAAUUUAAUAAAAUCUUGCCAAAAAAUCAAAAUACCUUGGAAUAAUGGUACUAUCAAUUUUGAGAACGUUGUGUACUGUUUGAUGCGGUCGUAUGAAUAAUUAACCCUUUGCUGACCCAACAUACAGGGGCGUAACUAGGUAGGGGUGUAGGGAGCCCUUAAAUUGUAAGAUUCUAAAAUUCCACAAUUUCAAAACUCCAGUGUAUAAUAUAUACUGUUUACAGAACAUGUUUUGCCAUUUCAAAAUUGCAUUCCUAUCAAUCUCUUUUUUUUUAAUCCGAAAAGAUCGAACAACCAUUUAAUCAAACAACUUUAUCGUUUGAUAAGCUGUCCGAUAUUUCUAAUUUAUCAAUUAAUAAUUAAAGAUACUGUUACAGGAGAUACUAGAAAAUUCUUUCUUCAUCACGAGGAUUAGCAAUAUCUGAAUCAUUGGAUGGUUCCAUUUUUCAAUUAUUCCACUCUUUCGAAAUUCUUAUGAAAAAUUUAUAACCGAUAGCUGGUGAAUCACCAUGGCUCUAGAUAAAUUUUUGCCACGUUGGAAGAUAACGUAUUAGUCACAAUCUUCCGAUAAGUGUGAUGCAGCCGCACCAAGGCAUUUGUUACAGUGAGGUCAUAGCCAAGAUCAGAACCAAACUCAUUAUGCAAUACUCAAAAUGGAAGAAACAUUCGCUGUGUAAUUUUUCUCUAAAAGGUACAGCCUCCAAGAAGAAGGUACUUUAUAUACUACUUCAAGAAACGUUCUGCAAAUGUUCAACCAAGUACCAAAACUCGGUGAAAAGAAGAUCAAAGAUAAAAACGAAACAUGGACAUUUUUCAACGUAACAAACUACAGAACAUUAAUGCGUUAUUGUAUUUUCGUAAAUAUGUGCAUUGGAUUUUUGCAUUUUAAAAUUGUCUCAUCGAGAUACAUAUCAAAAUACCGUUUCUCAUUUUCCGCGAUCUUGGUGAUCAUCUUCAGCAUUUGUAUGGUAUUAGCCAUAUACAAAGUUAAUUACGUUAUGGAAAUCGACGAGUCUGUGAUUUUACACAGCAAUUUCAUUUUUUUCUUGAGUCCCAUGAUCGUUAUAUGUGGCUACAUUUCAAAUCAUUCUACGGUACGAAUGAUUGAGAAAGUGGAAAAUGUGGCUACUCUGCUGCCACCGAAAACCAUUCGCAAAUUAGCCAAACUAGUGUACGCGAAGGAUGUGUUGUUAUUCAUCCCAUCUAUUCUGGGUUUUCUAAUCACUGUGAAGGGAUCUGGAUACAUAGUUGGCUGCACCUGUAGUUAUGUGUUUUUCUCGAUGGUAGCGGCAAACUCUUUGUACGUGAACAAUGUGUACGUGUUGAAAGCUUGUUUCGAAAAAAUAAAUGAUUCCUUGGUGAAACUGAACGAAACGGUGAUCAACGAAGAGCCGCAUCUGUUCAGCAGAGUAUAUCAAUCGCAGGAAAAUCCUGAGUUGCUCAAACAACUGAGAAAUCUUAGAAAACAACAUUUAAAAAUCACUGCUGCUGUCCGGUCGAUUAACGAGACGUAUAAUGUUCAAAAUAUCGGAUCGCUUGUAAUGACCUUCAUUGACCUCACGUUUAAUGUGUAUCAUUAUGUGGUACUUUUUACUCAAGAGGAUAUCGUUACCGUAUGGUUUUCCAAUAUUAAUAUGUAUAUUAUACAUUAUACUUUCAAUUUGAUUUUGAUUGUUUUGACCACCGAGACGACUAAGAGCCAAGCCCAGCAGAUUGGUUGUAAUGUUCACCGAAUCGUCGUGAAUACUUUUGAUAAACAGACGACGAUCGAGUUGGAAUUAUUCUCUUUGCAAGCGCUACAGUGCCAAAGCACCUUCUCGGCGAUGGGUCUCCCGAUUGACGCAACCAUUUUGACAAAGAUAGUGGGCUCUAUUUCCACUUAUGUGGUACUAUUGGUACAAUCUCUGCUUGUAACGCCCUGUUGAGAAAAAGCUCUAAUGUAAUGAUUUUUAAGUGAAUAUUGAAGAAACAAUUAUGGUCGAUUGACGAAGAACCUGGCAUAAAUUAUCAACUUUCAGCACCUGUUUUAAUCAUACUAAAAGCACACUAUGCAAUCAGUUAUA
Messenger RNA from Osmia bicornis bicornis, 5454 nucleotides. RefSeq lists its product as uncharacterized. Gene Ontology annotation, biological process: sensory perception of taste. The record is from RefSeq and is a predicted model, not a curated record. NCBI's taxonomy places the organism in Eukaryota, Metazoa, Arthropoda, Insecta, Hymenoptera, Megachilidae. The transcript is spliced from 4 exons. The coding region runs from base 4138 to 5316 and encodes 392 amino acids. Gene Ontology annotation, cellular component: dendrite; neuronal cell body; membrane.